Molecule: messenger RNA, 2701 nt
Organism: Synchiropus splendidus (mandarinfish)
Lineage: Eukaryota; Metazoa; Chordata; Actinopteri; Syngnathiformes; Callionymidae
Product: mitochondrial Rho GTPase 1-A-like
Exons: 20
Coding region: 272-2254 (660 amino acids)
Biological process (GO): regulation of mitochondrion organization; mitochondrion transport along microtubule; mitochondrion organization
Cellular component (GO): mitochondrial outer membrane
Molecular function (GO): GTP binding; GTPase activity; calcium ion binding
Source: RefSeq, a predicted model, not a curated record
GGCCGAGGUCACGCCUGCUAGCUCAUUAUGCUAACGGUGCUGACAGCAGAGUUUCUAUGGUGACAGCAGCGAACGGAGCUGCGUCCAUCACCCUAACCCGUUUUACGUGGAUAUAUAUUUAACUGUCUAUCAUUGUCUCACACCUUUGCAAUUUGGGCGCUCGGUGCUGUGGGCGGACCGACGGAGCCAGGCUAGCGGAGCUGUCUGGCCGUCCGAUCCAGGCGCGGAGGAGCCUCGAUGUGGACCGUGUCGGACCUCGUCGCCGGACAAGAUGCGCAAGGACGUGAGGAUACUGUUAGUCGGGGAGCCCAAGGUGGGCAAGACGUCUCUCAUCAUGUCACUGGUCAGCGAGGAGUUCCCAGAUGUGGUUCCCUACCGUGCAGAAGAGAUCACUAUACCUGCAGACGUCACUCCGGAGAGAGUUCCCACUCAUAUUGUGGAUUAUUCAGAGGCUGAACAAACGGACGAGCAGUUGUUUCAGGAGAUCUCAAAGGCAAACGUGAUCUGCAUCGUGUACUCUGUCAACAAUAAAAAGUCCAUAGAAAAGGUAACCAGCCACUGGAUCCCCCUGAUUAUCGAAAACACAGACAAGGACAGCAGGGUUCCUCUGAUCCUGGUGGGAAACAAAUCUGACCUGGUGGAGCACAGCAGCAUGGAGACCAUUCUUCCCAUCAUGAACCAGUUCAGUGAGAUCGAGACUUGCGUUGAGUGCUCAGCCAAAAACCUGAAAAACAUCUCAGAACUUUUCUACUAUGCACAAAAGGCCGUUCUGCAUCCGACUGGUCCACUCUACUGUCCAGAGAAAAAAGAUAUGAAGUCUCUCUGUGUAAAAGCGCUGACACGAAUAUUCAAAGUGUCCGACCUCGACAACGACGGUGUUCUCAAUGAUAAUGAGCUCAACUUCUUCCAGCGAACAUGUUUCAACACUCCCCUCGAACAUCAAGCCUUAGAAGAUGUCAAAAAUGUGGUACGCAGGAAUUUAAGUAACGGCGUGUCUGACAACGGCCUCACUUUGAAAGGCUUUCUGUUCCUUCACACACUCUUCAUCCAGCGUGGACGCCAUGAGACCACAUGGACUGUGCUGCGGCGCUUCGGAUACGACGAUGACCUGGAGCUGAACCAGGAUUACCUUUUCCCUCCGUUGAAAGUUCCUCCAGACUGCACCACAGAGCUCAACCACAACGCCUAUCUCUUCCUCCAGAGCGUUUUUGACAAACAUGACAAGGACCGCGACUGUGCCUUGUCGCCUGAGGAGCUGAGCGACCUGUUUGAUGUCUUUCCCUACAUGCCUUGGGGCCCUGAUGUCAACAACACAGUUUGCACAAAUGAGCAGGGCUGGAUCACGUACCAGGGGUAUCUUUCUCAGUGGACGUUAACAACCUACCUGGAUGUGCAGCGGUGUCUGGAGUAUUUUGGUUACCUUGGUUACUCAAUCAUUGCCGAACAGGAGUCUCAAGCGUCGGGAAUCACAGUGACACGAGAUAAGAAGAUUGACCUGCAGAAGAAGCAGACCAAGCGCAGCGUCUUCCGCUGUAAUGUCUUUGGUGACGUGGGCAGCGGCAAGAGUGGCUUCCUGCAGGCCUUCCUGGGUCGAAACAUCAAUCAUCAGAAAACCAUCAAAGAAGAACAUAAGUCUUACUACGCAAUCAGCACAACCUAUGUUUAUGGUCAAGAGAAAUAUCUUCUUCUCCAUGAAGUGUUUCCUGACUUCGACUACCUGUCAGACAGUGAACUGACGAGUGACAUCGUCUGCCUGGUGUAUGACGUCAGUAACCCGUACUCCUUCGACUACUGCGCCAAAGUCUUUAAGCAAUACUUCAUGGACAGCAAGAUUCCAUGCAUGAUGAUCGCGGCCAAGUCGGACCUGCCGGAGGUCAGACAGCUGUACAGCUGCAGUCCGCUGGAGUUCUGCAGGAGGCACAAGAUGCCGCCGCCACAGUCCUUCACCUGUAACACGGCAGCGGCUCCCUGCCGAGACAUCUACACCAAACUCACCACCAUGGCCAUGUACCCCCACGCUCGACUGCGCUGCAUGUGCACUUGUAACCGCUGCUCCUUCUGCUUGUGUCAGAACUUCCUCAACUCUGAGCUGCUGCAGACGGUCAGAGCCAAACUCUACGCCGUCGUACUGCGAAGGCACAUGAGCCACGCUGACCUGAAAAGCUCAACCUUCUGGCUGAGAGCGAGUGUUGGAGCCACAAUGUUUGCCGUGUUGGGCUUCGCUAUGUACAGAGUUCUGCUUAAAUCCCGGUGAUUCCUGGCUCAAAGAAGCUUGGACAAAAGCUGCCAUCCACUGUUUUUAUGUGACCAUUUUACUCCGUUUUCAUUCACCAAUAAUGUGUUUAUUGGAAUGACAAGAAAAAAUAUUUAUUUUGUACCCAAAAUAUUCUUUAUCUUUUGAAGGUGUUUAAAGAGUUAAUAUAUUUCUAAAGAGCAUAUGUGGUGAGGGAGUGGCGUGUGAGGAGAGGCAAUAGAAUUCGCUAUAUCACUCAUGUAGAGGGAAGCGGUUGAACCAAAACUUGUGGGAUUGUCGCCGUAAUUUCCGUGUUUGUUAUCGAAUAUCAGUUUAGCAUCGCUGUCAUGAAUAAGCUGAAGCUUUUACGUUCCACACUCCUUUAGAAGUGCAAAGCAUAUCAUGUGACAAGAUUCUGUCUGUGUUCAAAAACGUUUGCCUUCGCUGAAGUUUACAAUAAAUCCAACA